AAUACACUCCUUCAAAGUUUCUUUUCCAUCACAAAGUUGAAGAAUUUGUAAACAUGAGACUGGAAGACAUCCACUUUAAGCUCAAGGCAUUUAAGCUGAGGCGAUUUCGUAUAGGAGAUGGUGGGAGCAAGAAAAGAGAGAAUGGGGUUAAAAAGAAGCCUUCAUGGAUGAUGCCAGUCUCUCAUGGAUAUCAUGUGGUUGAAAAUAUGUUGCUGAGAGGCUGCUCUGAUGAACGAGAAUUUGAUACAGUCGUGGUCCAAAGAGCGCAAAUUGAUGAGCUCGAGUUAUGGUUCUUUGGAGUUUUUGAUCCCCGGAUCGGCGAUGGUGUUACCAAGUAUGUACAGUCUCAUUUCUUUGAUAAGAAGCCUAAACAGUCUCGAAUCUAUAGGAAGACUAAGGAGACGAUAAAGAAAGCGUAUCCUGGAGCAAAAGCAAAGGCGAGAGAGGAGCAGAAGGAAUACGUGACAUUUCAAGCAGAGUCGGCGUCUGUGAUGGUUAUCAACAGAGAAAAGCUCGUGGUGGCUAACCUGGGUGGCUAUAGAGCCGUCGUAUGUAGAGAUGGUGUGGCUCAUCAGCUAAGCAGCAAGCACUAUGGUGGAGCUAGAAGACAUUGGGCCCGAAGAUUGUUUCCAGUUCGUAUAUUAGCAUGCAAUUCAAGUAAUGUGGCAGCGAUAAGGCAUCCCAAGAGCUCAGAACUUGUGGUUGGGGCCGAAAAUCUCGAUGCUGAGACUGAAUUCAUCAUUAUAGCAGGCACUGGAAUCUGGGAGGUGAUGAAAAAUCAGGAGGCUGUGAAUCUCAUUAUGCAUUUAGAGGAUCCACAAGCAGCAGCUGAGUGCCUAACAAAGGAGGCUUUAACAAGAAUGGGCAAGAGCAAUAUAUCAUGCAUCAUUAUUCGUUUUGAUUAGUAGCACUAUCUGUUUUCAUCUAGAGUUUUAAGCAUCCAUUGUUAUGUA
Molecule: messenger RNA, 953 nt
Organism: Hibiscus syriacus
Lineage: Eukaryota; Viridiplantae; Streptophyta; Magnoliopsida; Malvales; Malvaceae
Product: putative protein phosphatase 2C-like protein 44
Exons: 5
Coding region: 54-905 (283 amino acids)
Biological process (GO): protein dephosphorylation
Cellular component (GO): nucleus; cytosol
Molecular function (GO): protein serine/threonine phosphatase activity
Source: RefSeq, a predicted model, not a curated record